This is a messenger RNA of Yarrowia lipolytica CLIB122, 1560 nucleotides long. RefSeq lists its product as uncharacterized. NCBI's taxonomy places the organism in Eukaryota, Fungi, Ascomycota, Dipodascomycetes, Dipodascales. Gene Ontology annotation, biological process: Golgi localization; endoplasmic reticulum to Golgi vesicle-mediated transport; retrograde vesicle-mediated transport, Golgi to endoplasmic reticulum. The record is from RefSeq and is a predicted model, not a curated record. Gene Ontology annotation, cellular component: COPI vesicle coat.
AUGGUCGUUUUAGCCGCAUCCAUAUGCUCACGUGGCGGCAAAGCCAUCAUCUCGCGUCAAUUCCGAGAUCUGCCCAAAGAGAAGGUCGCCGGACUGCUGGCCAUCUUCCCCAAGCUCAUCCAGGGCUCCAAACAACACACAACCGUGGAGCACGACAAUGUUCGAUACGUUUACCAGCCACUGGAGGAGCUGUACGUGGUUUUGAUCACCAACCGUCAGUCCAACAUUCUGCAGGACAUUGAGACUCUGAGACUGCUAGUCCAGGUGGUCACUUCGUUGGUACGUGUCGUGGAUGAGCGGGAGAUUCUGCUGGCCGCAUUCGACCUGCUCGGCGCCUUUGACGAGGUGGUGUCCCAGGGCUACCGGGAAAACCUGUCUCUGCAGCAGAUCCAGACGUUUUUGGAAAUGGAGUCCCACGAGGAGAAGAUUCAGGAAAUCAUUGAGCGAAACAAGGAGCUGGAGGCCACCGAAGAUCGAAAGCGAAAGGCCAAGCAGCUGGAGAUGCAGCGAAAGGAGGCUGCCAAGCGAGGUCUGCCCGGAAACGCUGGAGGUCAUGGAUCUUUCCAGGCCCCCGCCUUCCAGGCCCCCGCUCCUUCGUUUGUGCAACCCGCUGCUGCUCCCGCACCUAUCCCCGAGACAACCCACAAGCCCCGUGCUCCUCGAGGAAAGGGCAUGCAGCUCGGCAAGAAGAAGGGCGGAUUCGAUGACAGCCCCUCUGCUUCUCUGCUGGCUAACGCUGACAUCGCCGUGCCCACCCCCAAGUCAAAGCCGCAGCAGCAGACUGCCCCCGCAGCAGCAGCUCCCUCUGCCUACAAUCCCGAGGUCCAGGGCGUUCAUCUCACUGUCGCCGAGGUUGUCACCGCGACUCUCGGUCGAGACGGCUCUGUUAAGAGCGCUGAGGUCAAGGGAGACGUACAGCUGAGAAUCGGCAACCCCGACCACACAAAGAUCCGAAUCGCGCUCGAGGCUAACGCCCCCGGCGUCAAGUACCGAACCCAUCCCAACGUGGACAAGGCGCUGUUCUCCUCGCGCCAGAUCAUCGGUCUCAAGGACCCCUCUCGAGGCUUCCCCUCUAACGGCGCUGCUCUCGGCGUCCUGAGAUACUCUGCUAACGCACCGGAAGAGGCUGUUCCUCUGACCUUCAACUGCUGGUUUGCGAAGUCGGACCCCGGCUUCUACGACGUGACCCUGGAGUACGAGGUCUCUGAGGGUUUCACCGGCAAGAUGACCAACGUGUCUGUCAUUGUGCCUCUGGUCUCCUCCAACGCUCACAUCUCCGACUCCUCCAUCACCUGGGACCAGUUCGACGACCAUCUCGAGUGGAUCAUUCCUGAGAUCACUGCUGAUGGUGACACCUCUACCGGUGCCUUUGAGUUCACCGCUGAGGCCGACCAGGAGGACGAGUUCUUCCCCAUGGAGGUUUCCUUCACUCUCAACGACCCUGAGACCACAGUGGGCAACGUCAAGAUUCUCAACGUCUUCUCUGCCACUGCCGAGGACGAAAACAUCCCCUACCAAGAGGUGACCCGAGUGACGUCGGACAACUACCAGAUUGUUUAA